This is a messenger RNA of Aspergillus novofumigatus IBT 16806, 1007 nucleotides long. RefSeq lists its product as uncharacterized. NCBI's taxonomy places the organism in Eukaryota, Fungi, Ascomycota, Eurotiomycetes, Eurotiales, Aspergillaceae. The transcript has a single exon. The coding region runs from base 344 to 835 and encodes 163 amino acids. The record is from RefSeq and is a predicted model, not a curated record.
AGGCGGCAUUUGUUGGGGCUUCCGGAGCUACACUGCGUCAUGUGCUAGCAUGGACAUUACUGGCGGGCCAUCACGCCGCUGCCCGUAAGUCACUCAGCCCAGUUUUUAUCUACUUUGACUUACAAAGAUCGUUGUAGUCGUCCGGGAUGGGUCCAAACUCAGAAAGGUCUUGUCAGAUCUCGGCGUAUCUAACGAGAUUGUCGAGUCACAACUCAUCAUCACAGAAGGUUCAUCCCGUGAUGUGAAGACAAUAGUUAGGCUUCUUCGCAGCGAUCCUGAACUCAUCUUCAGUGGCGUUACAAGUCUUCCUAAAUUCUCAAUUAAUCCAUUCCGCCCAAUUGGCAUGCAAGAUGCCACCAUCACGGGAGACUCUGCUAUUGCAGUAAUUAAUGCUCUCUGUGAGCUGAGAUCCACAGGCAGCAUCUCAAAUUCGCCCCUAUACAUACCGAUAUCGUCGACUGGUCAUGGCUCCCAGCGAGAUCAGCCUCUUCUAUUGAUUCCACUUUACUUGUGGCUCCUGCCCAUCGCCCAGGAGGACACUGCCGUUUUGGAGAAGGUUGUACGUGAAGCAGCCAAGGAAGCUGAUUCGCCUCUUGGUGGCUACGUUAUGCUACGAGCGCCGCUGUUGACUCAUGGCAAAAUGAAAGGGCGUGAAUCUGUCCGAGUAGGUUGGAUCUGGGAGGAUGAGGUCUUCAAGAACCAAGAUGAGGAGGAGCAGGGUAUUAAGUUUGGAUGGACUAUUAGUCGGCUGGACUUGGCAAAGUGGAUGUUUGAAGAGCUUGUUCAAGGAGAUGCUCACAAGUGGAAAGGGAAAUGCGUCUAUCUUACAUACUAGACUCCUCUUUUCCGUUUCAUUUAUGCCGAGUGUCUAAGAGCGAGUACCCUGGUUGGCUUAGCUCGACUACCUAACUGCGAGCACAGGCUGAGUGGCAUUCUCGAACGCUUUCCCCCUGUCGCCCAUGUUGAGCAACCAUCGAUGAUUACUGGCAAAUGAUACAACUUUUCCG